AUGGGCAUAGAGCUACUCACUCGACCACUCGGCAGCACUAGCCGUUCGAACAUCGCCGAGGUGGCGUCACCGACCGUCACCGCCGCGUCUCAGUCGCAGGCGGCAUCUGAAGCUCCCAUCUCUCCUCAGAAACACAACCAGAACUCGAACCAAAAGAAAAAUAGGAGCUUUUCCUCCAUUAUCAAACCCAACAGCUCCGCGAAACUCUUGAACCAGACGAUCUCCUCCCUAUCUCAGCUGAAGAAAACUCAUGCCCAUCUCCUCCGCCGCAACCUCCUCUUCCACGCCGACCACUCCCUUGCCUCCCUCCUCUCCCACUACGCCUCUCUUUCCUCCCCUUUCUCCGCUUUCUCCGUCGCCAUUUCUGCCCCAAAGGCCUCCCUCCAUCUCUUCAAUCGCGCCAUCCGCGCGCUCUCAAAGUCUGGCCUCUCCCUCCGCCUCUACGCCCGCAUGCCCUCCCUCGCCAUCUCCCCGGACAACUUCACCUUCCCCUUCGUCCUCAACUCCUGCGCAGCCAUGGGCGAUCUCCCUGCCGGCGCCGAGAUCCAUUCCCGCCUCCUUCGCGCCGGCUUCGCCCACCACCUCCCUGUCGCCAAUGCUCUCAUCGACAUGUACGGUAAGUGCGACCAGCUCCCCCUCGCCGGCCGCUUCUUCGACGAAAUGCCCGUUACAGAUCUCGUCUCCCACAACGCACUUCUGGGCGCCCACGCUCGUGUUGGCGAAGACAUGCUAUCCGCCAGGAAGUUGUUCGAUCAAAUGCCUGACAAGAACAUCAUCUCCUGGAACGCGAUGAUCGUCGGCUACGUGAAUGCAGGGAACCUCGCCUCCGCAAGAGCGAUUUUUAACGCCAUCCCCUGCCGUAAUUUGGUUUCCUGGAGUGUGAUGAUAGUGGGAUACUGUAAAAAAGGAUUGGUAGAUGCUGCGCGGGAGCUGUUUGAUGAAAUGCCGCAGCAGAACUUGGUCUCAUGGACUGUGAUGAUCUCAGGCUACAUGCAGGACAGGCGGGCGAAGGAAGCUUUAGCAUUAUUCAACGACAUGCAGAGGUGCGGCGUGGAGCCAGAUUCCGCCACCAUGACCUGCGUGGUAUCCGCCAUUAGCCAGCUCGGGAGCACAGAGCUGGGCCGCUGGGUUGGGGCUUAUAUCCAUCAGAAACACAUCCAAAAGAACGUUCGGCUGCUCACCGCACUCAUCGACAUGUACGCCAAGUGCGGCGAAGUAGAGAGAGCUCUUGGCUUAUUUGACGAAAUCCCAUCGCCGGAUGCUCACUCCUACACCGCUCUGAUCAAUGGGCUCGCGUCGAACGGCCAUGGAGGGGAAGCUCUGAAGCUGUUUGAGAGAAUGCGAGGGGAGGGAAUAAGGCCGGAUCCGAUCACAUUCGUGGGUGUGCUGAGUGCUUGCGGGCAUUCGGGGCUGGUGGAGGAUGGAUUGAGGUAUUGGCGGAGUAUGGUGGAGGAGUAUGGGAUUAAGCCAUGUUCGGAUCAUUAUGCGUGCGUGGUUGAUAUGCUGGGCCGUGCGGGGAGGCUCGGGGAGGCUUAUGAGAUGAUCAGCAGAAUGCCGGAGUUGGUGGGAAGUCAUGUGGGAGCUCUUGGAGCAAUUCUUGCGGCCUGUAGGAGUUAUGGUGAUGUGGAGAUGGGGAAGAUUGUUGCUGGGGACCUCUUUGUGAUGGAGCCGCAGAAUACUGGAAAUUAUAUUCUGCUAUCGAGUAUAUAUGCUGAGAAAGGACUUUGGAGUGAGGCUGAUAGAGUGAGGAAGAUGAUGAGAGGAAGAGCAGUUGAGAAGCUGCCAGGAUCCAGUUGGGUCUGAAAAUUGAGAAAAUCAAGUCCUCCCUCCAAUUUUUUUUAAAUAUAUUUACACAUUAUUUUAAAGGAUUAUGUCAUAAUUUUUUUGACAAAAAUUUUGUGUUGGUUAUCCACUAUCUAACUCUACUCUCCAUUUUUCGC
This is a messenger RNA of Phalaenopsis equestris, 1940 nucleotides long. Its product is annotated as putative pentatricopeptide repeat-containing protein At5g37570. The transcript is spliced from 3 exons. Gene Ontology annotation, molecular function: RNA binding; protein binding. The record is from RefSeq and is a predicted model, not a curated record. Lineage: Eukaryota; Viridiplantae; Streptophyta; Magnoliopsida; Asparagales; Orchidaceae. Gene Ontology annotation, biological process: RNA modification. The coding region runs from base 1 to 1803 and encodes 600 amino acids.